AUGGUGCGGUUCCACAAGGAGGGGCGGCUGCAGGACCUCGUCCACACGUGGCGGACCCGCUUCCUCCAGCGUGGGCUGGUUGUGAAGGACAGGAGAUGCCCGGACUUGGUCUUCUUCAGCCUUGGUCCCUGGCCCACCUGUGCGGCGGCCCUUUGCAUUUCCGUGCAGAAAGUCGAGGCUGCGGACAAGAGUGUGUUUUACACCUUGCCAAAGCCGUUGACACGGGGGCAUCUGCACUGGAAGGUUGUGGAGAAGUUUGCCGACUGGCAGGUCCUGCAAACGACGAUCGUGUCGCCUUUGCACGCAGGGAUUCUGCAGAAAAGCAGCGGCAACAAAAAGAAACCUGCAGAGUUGCAGGUCCCACACCUUCCUGGGAUGUGGCGCGAGCGUGCCAAGAAUCCUGUCGCCUUGCUGAAGCAUGCUGCUGCUCAUGCCUACUGGGACAUCAGCAGCUUCUACGAUGAGUUCGGCUUGGCAGAGGCGGACACGGAUUGGCGCGAAGACGACUUGGGCUUCGCCUUGGAGGCCGCAGUGGCAAAGGGCAUGAACUGCAGCCCGGAAGAAGUUGCCAGCAUUCUAGAGCGGAACAUCCACUGGCGCUGUCCAUCUGCGAAUGAGGAGCUCGACGAGAUUCUGGCUUCAGACAUGCUGGACGAUGUCCUCGGGAAGGAUGCUCAAAAGGACGUGGAGGCUGCGCAGCGGACACGUCAAAGCCAGGCUGUCGAAGCGGCGAUGCUGACCAGAGCUGUGGCGAGGAUUCGCAAGCGCCUUCGUUCGACUUUGGGAUCGGCUUCGAAAUCGGCUGCGUCUUCGUCGUCUUCGACGAGGCGCAAAAAGGUCCGAUUCGAGUCCAAUGCUGCCUGGAGCGUCGAGGACUUGCAGCAAUUGCUGCCGCCUUUUUACAGAGGGUACAAGGAUCAGUUCAACAAGUGCUGGAGAGUGUUCCACAAGCAGCACCGAUGGAGCGCAUCCAGGUCUUGGGGUCCCAGCGGAGCAGAUAGCAGGUGCUGCUACAAGCUACUGCACAUGAGCUGGAGACGCUACCUGCAACUGAAUCCUGGCGAGACUUGCCCGUAUGAGUUUCCGCCCGAGGUGUAG
Messenger RNA from Symbiodinium sp. CCMP2592, 1098 nucleotides. NCBI's taxonomy places the organism in Eukaryota, Dinophyceae, Suessiales, Symbiodiniaceae. The record is from the annotation of a GenBank genome assembly.